This is a messenger RNA of Hyalella azteca, 1340 nucleotides long. RefSeq lists its product as uncharacterized. The transcript has 6 exons. The coding region runs from base 392 to 787 and encodes 131 amino acids. NCBI's taxonomy places the organism in Eukaryota, Metazoa, Arthropoda, Malacostraca, Amphipoda, Hyalellidae. The record is from RefSeq and is a predicted model, not a curated record.
AUUACACUCUCUUGAAGUUCCUUACAGACAGUUAAAAAAUUGUUUCUAUGAGCACCUGCUCCUCAGCCCCAUACUUGACGUGAUGAGGAAGCUACCCACUAAGAAAAAUAAUUUUGGCAUUUUUCUACUGAAAGCUGGUAUUGUGGCUGAAUUCUCUGCUUUUAUUGGAUGUUUUUAUGUAUAUUAUCGAAUGAACACAAACCAAGAGUUCCGGUAUUACAUGCACAAGAACUUCAACUCUGGUUUAGAAGCGUAUUAUAAAGUUGGAGAUUUUUUUGAUUCAACCAACACCACACGUCAGCAAGACUUGACUGCUUUUGCUGCUUUGGAAGCUUCUUCAACAUCUGAGCCUCAAAAUUAAGUCAGGGGACAAGUGAAGAUAUUGAACAACAUGGCCAUCCCAAUCCAGUACAGAAAAGCCAUUGUCCGCACUGGCGUCAUUGGCUUUGGCACUUACCUGCUCUACAAGUUGAUCAUGCCUUCUGAUGAGUAUCUCAAGAAAUUCCACCAGGAUGCAGAUGAAAAGAAUAUCGGUUCUGGCCCCACCAGGUUAGGCCGCGUGGUGCAGCUCUCGCAGCAAGGUUAUUCCUACGAAGCUAUCACUAAAAUUAUCUCCGCGGAGCAGAAGGAGCGAUAUAAGGCGCUCUAUGCCAAGGAAGCUGAAGAGAGAAAAAGAGCCUUGGAGAGAGAGAAGCUAUCGGUGGCGGCGGAGGCUAAGUCCUUACAAGGCGUUGUGCGCUCUACCGUGGACACCAUCACACGCAGCGGCAGCUCUCCCACAAAUUAAAUUCUGACAUUUCAUUCUCUGAACCUUCGCUCAUACUAUGGAUGGUUGUUAAGUUAGUAACUAAACUAACUCAACAACCAUCCAUUUAAAGAAAGUAGCCGUGCGCUUCUUUAUAGCAAAUCGCACGAGGCAGCAGUGUAAGAAUUCAGUGUAUUGCCGUGAGGCGGCGCUUGCAACUAGAGGGCUCACAGCUAUCUCGGGUUAUUACUGAGAACCAUUUUUGAUAUUAAGAAAACAAUUGACAGGCUCAGUCUGAAAUCUGUGUGUGGCAAUCACUUUAAUAGGUUCUUCAAUGACUUCAAAACUAAAGAAUAAUAUUCACUUACUCACAGCUCAACAGCUGAAGAAAAUUUCUACCCCUUGGUUUCUAUUUCAUAUUAAUUUUGCCAUUGUUCCAUUCGUUGUACUGUGGUUAUUAUUCUUUUUUUUUUUUGUUGAGAUAGCUUCAACUAGAUCUUCGAUUUAAGCAGGUAGGUAGUCGACGACUGGUUUAGUCAUGGUGUUGGGUAACGGGCAUUGCUUGAUUAUUGUAUUUUAGCGCAUUUUCUCAUUU